UUUCGUGAUCACCGUCAUAUCUUUUUAUUGUCUUGUUUUAUAGUGAAGUGCUAGGUAACCCUAUUAUUAUGAUUAAAAUAUAACAGUAGGUAAAAAAAAUUAACUGGGCUGCGAUGGACGAACAGGCGAAGCUGUCCAGCGAGCCUGCUGCGACCAAAGUUGUGCCUGUGGGGGACGACGACGCGGUGGCUGGCCCAGUGCGUCGGGACCUCGAGGAGGAAUUUAACAUGCAAAGAGCAAGGAUGAAGGAAUUGUUUCUUCAGAAAGAAGAUGACCUGCGCUCUCUCGUGCAGGAGAAGCAACAACUGGACUCUGAGGUGCUAGGGUUGCGAGCGGAGUUGCAACAACUGCAAACACUCAGCGAGAACCAGAAGUCAGAGAUACAGAGCCUGCAGCUAUUAGUUAGUGAAACUGUGGAGGUGUCGACGUCGGGCUCGGAGGAGGUCCGGCGGCUGACGGCGCGCAACCACGAGCUGGAGAAACAGCUGGCACAGCUCAAGCAGCAGCAGCAAUAUGAUUCCAUGAUGGUGCCGGGCGCUUUUGUGCGCUCGCUCGCUCGGAAGCUGGUGCCCGAGACUGAGGAACAGCCGCCCGUGAAGAGGAAUGAAGAAAACGAAUUGACGAACUCCAUCAUUGAGCCGCUCGAGAUGGAGAUCUCGGCGCUCAAGAACAAGCUGCGGCAGACUGACGCUCAGCUACAGGAGACACUGGCCAAGGUAACAAGUGCAGCUGCCAGUGGUGCCAGCAGUGGUGCCAGCAGCGGUAGUGACGUCAAACCUGAAACAGAGGGCCGGCAGCCGUGCGACAUGUGCGCCAACUACGAGCGCCAGCUGGUGGCGGAGCAAGCGCGCGCGGACUCCGCACGGGACCGCGCCGCCCAACUCGAGCAAGCGCUGAAGCUGGCCACCGAGGAGCUGGAGGGCGUGCGCUCGGUGCACGACGAGACCAUCCGCAGCUGGCAGGCCGAGCGCGCCGACUGCGCCGCGCGGCUGGCGGCGCUGGCCGGCGCGCUGGCGGCCGCCAAGGACGAGCUGGCCCAGCGCGCGGCCGCGGCCGAGCGGGCGUCGCGCCGCGCGCUCGACCGCGUCACCACGCUCACCGUGGAGCGCGAGACGCUGCAGAAGAAGCUAGACACGCUAGAAAGAGACAACGCGAUGCUGAUCGGCCAGUACACGAAGCAGGCGGCGGAAAUGCAAAAUGAAAUCAUCAACCUACCCGACAAUGUUACGGAGCUACAAGAGCUGUCGCUGCAGCUGCGGGAGCAGCUGAUCGUGUGCGAGACGGGGCGCCAGGCGGCGCUGGCCGGCGAGGCGGAGCUGCGCGCGCAGCUGUUGCAGCACGCCGCGUUGCUGCACCGCCGCGACACCGAGCUGGCUCAAGCGCUGCAGCGGCUGAAAGAGGCGCACGAGGAGCUGGACCGGCUGCAGACGGAGCGCGAGCAGAUGGCGGAGCUGGCCGACAAGCUGCGCCACUCCAGCGACAUGAUCGAGCAGCUGCUCGAGGACAAGAAACGGCUCCAGACGGAGGCACUGGAGACUCGCCAGCGCGUCGCCGUGCUGCAGCAAGAGCUGGACAACAGCGAGAAGGUGCAGCAGGACUUCGUGCGCCUGUCGCAGUCGCUGCAGGUGCAGUUGCAACGCAUCCGCGAGGCGGACACGGCGGUGCGGUGGCAGCACGACGACGACGUGUGCGAGUGCAACGCGUGCCGCGCGCCGCUGCCCACCAACAAGAAGAAGAUCCACUGCCGCCACUGCGGGCGCAUAUUCUGCGGCGCGUGCGUGGCGCACACGGUGCCGAGCGGGCCGCGCGGCCAGCCGGCGCGCGUGUGCUCCGUGUGCCUCACGCUACUGCAGCCGCACGCCGCGCCCUACUUCAGCACGCGCCCGCCGCACUCGCCCGACUAGCCGCACUCGCCGCACUCGCCGCACUCGCC
Messenger RNA from Pararge aegeria (speckled wood butterfly), 1933 nucleotides. It is a transcript of the gene Rbpn-5, whose product is annotated as rab GTPase-binding effector protein 1. The transcript is spliced from 15 exons. Gene Ontology annotation, molecular function: growth factor activity; GTPase activator activity; metal ion binding. The coding region runs from base 114 to 1904 and encodes 596 amino acids. Lineage: Eukaryota; Metazoa; Arthropoda; Insecta; Lepidoptera; Nymphalidae. Gene Ontology annotation, biological process: endocytosis. Gene Ontology annotation, cellular component: intracellular membrane-bounded organelle. The record is from RefSeq and is a predicted model, not a curated record.